This is a messenger RNA of Plasmopara halstedii, 522 nucleotides long. RefSeq lists its product as uncharacterized. NCBI's taxonomy places the organism in Eukaryota, Oomycota, Peronosporomycetes, Peronosporales, Peronosporaceae. The transcript has a single exon. The coding region runs from base 1 to 522 and encodes 173 amino acids. The record is from RefSeq and is a predicted model, not a curated record.
AUGAAGUCUGCAAUCACCGAUUCCGUGCAAUCUAGUCGAAAGAUCUACCUCGAAGAAGUACAUGGCAACAUCACUGAAUUCAUUGGUGCUUCCAUUAACUUGAUUGGCAUCGUCGAAGACAAGAUGACAAUUUACGAUGUAAAUCCAGCGGAACAGCACAAUAAGGUCUAUUAUGGCAAGCUGAUUGAUGAUGUGAUCAAGUAUGAGAAUGAGAUGAACAAAUUCUACACAUAUUUGAAGCAGUUUGCCAACCCCAAGCCAAAAUCCUUUUUCCGAACGCCGAUCUAUGAUUUAAUGACAACCGCUAGCAACGAGGGCAUUGUCAACUAUGUCAAUGAACUUAAGGAAUCGGGCAUAAAUGGAAUCGUACACACUGAAUCGCAAGGCCUAUAUCGCGUGGAGAGAGAUGUUAUGUAUCAGCAUUCUCAAAGGUGGUGUGAGACAGCUGGUGAAGUCCCUGAUAAGCGAUCGAAAUUUUGUGAGAAGAUCUCGAAGUUGGACAAGCGUAUCACAUUCAAGUGA